This is a messenger RNA of Adineta steineri, 840 nucleotides long. The record is from the annotation of a GenBank genome assembly. NCBI's taxonomy places the organism in Eukaryota, Metazoa, Rotifera, Eurotatoria, Adinetida, Adinetidae.
AUGGCCGUCGAUAUCAUCCAAGAGAUCAGUUUUUUUACUCCUCCUCAAGACGGUUCCGCUGCAUGGAUGGAUUUUACUCCUACGCUGGUCACAGGCAAGAAGAAUUUCGUACCGAUAUCUGGUCAAGUGACCAUUCAUGAUUUGCGAAACAAGGAAAGUAGCAUCGAUCUCGAUACACAUGGCUUUGAAGUGCUGAAAUAUGACGGUGACAUACAUAAUGAAUUCGACAAUGACAGCGAGAUGCAGCGAUCCUACUAUGAAGACAUUGUUGCUCUGCUUAAAAAGCGUCUAGGUGCUUCUAGUGUAGUCAUCUUCAAUCAUAUAUUCCGUUUCCGUGGAUCCCCGCUUACUCCAUAUCAGUGUGAUUCGACUCACAAAAAUCCUGGUCUCGACGCACACGUGGAUAUUGAUCCAUCUGGAGUUCCUUGGAAAGUAGAACAACUACUCGGUGAAGAAGAGGCUAAAAAAGCUAUGCAUCGUCGUUUUCAGAUGAUCAAUAUCUGGCGACCAAUAGGACCCAAUCCUGUAAUGAACAUACCGUUGGCGCUCUGCGACUAUCGUUCAGUUGACGUCGACAAGGAUAUGCAUGUAGUACAGCAUCGAGGAACUCCAAAUAGUCUCUCGGGCUAUGCGGUGUCGCACAAUGCUCAAGGUGCUCAAAAGUGGUACUAUCUGAGUCAAAUGCGAUCAGAUGAAAUGUUUGUUUUCAAAAUAUUUGAUAGCAAACCCGAUGUUGCUCAAUUUGGUGCUCAUGCGGCCUUUAUUAACAAGCAUGUGCCUCCAACGAAUGUCGAACAGAAAAGCAUUGAAGUGCGCUGUUUAGUUUUUUAUGACCAAUAA